Messenger RNA from Astyanax mexicanus (Mexican tetra), 13608 nucleotides. It is a transcript of the gene dmxl1, whose product is annotated as Dmx-like 1. Gene Ontology annotation, molecular function: protein binding. Bases 259 to 9297 code for a protein of 3012 amino acids. The transcript is spliced from 45 exons. The record is from RefSeq and is a predicted model, not a curated record. Gene Ontology annotation, cellular component: RAVE complex. Gene Ontology annotation, biological process: vacuolar acidification. Lineage: Eukaryota; Metazoa; Chordata; Actinopteri; Characiformes; Acestrorhamphidae.
CAUAAUGCAUAGCGCUGGAAACACCUCACCAAACAGCCAGUCCACAUCAGAUCGCAGUGAGAUGUUCUCAAAAAUGCUAGCCAGCGGUAUGUGGGACGCUCGUCUUCUCUAAUAGAGGAAUAAACCUUACUUUCAAACAUUACCUGCGAACUGGUCAGAUAUCACUGACAGUUGUGGAUGACCAUGACCAUGACAUUGCUUGGGUUUCUCUUAAAUAUCAGUCGGCCCAAGGAUGCCAUUUGAAAUUUGAAGAGGACAAUGAAUCUACACCAAGUGCUCACUGGGGCCGUCAACCCCGGGGACAACUGUUUCUCUGUGGGGAGCAUAAACAACGUACCGUUCACGGCCUAUGCCUCUGGCUGCGACAUUGUGAUCUUGGGGAGUGACUUUGAGCGGCUCCAGAUCAUCCCAGGUGCCAAACAUGGUAACAUCCAAGUGGGGUGUGUGGACUGCUCUCAGCAAGGCGGACAAAUUGCUGCAUCCUAUGGAAACAUUGUUUGCAUAUUUGAGCCUGUACAGAUCAGUCCGAAGGAAAAAAGACAACAGAAGCUGAACUACCACUGGCAGAAAACUGGCCAGUUCAUUUUGCAGUCUAUAGCGCACAACCUUGCCUGGAGACCCACAGGUGGCAGUCUCCUGACUGGGUCAAAUUGCUUACAGUUAUGGUCCAAUGUAAAUUUCUCUUGUGGUGCUAACGGGGAGACCAGUACCAUCCCUCCGUGUUCUUGGAGGUGUAUAUGGCAGAGCAAGUCUGCUUCACCCAUUCACUUAAUGAAGUUUUCUCCAGGUGGAGAAUUUUUUGCCACUGCGGGGCAGGAUGACUGUUUGGUAAAAGUGUGGUACAACACAAGCAAGUGGCAGACAGACGCUAUGAAGCUUUUCACGCCCCCUGAGCUCAGCUCUCAAGGGGAGAUUGACUUCUCCUUCAUCUACUUGACCCACCCUCGUGCCGUCACUGGAUUUUCAUGGAGGAAAACCAGCAAGUACAUGCCCAGAGGUGCUGUCUGUAACGUGUUACUGACCUGCUGCAAGGACAGCGUGUGCCGGCUAUGGGCAGAGACGCUGCUGCCUAGCGACUGUCUGCUGUCUGGACUAAGACACAAUCACAGCAGCAGCAGUAGCAGCAGCAGCGGAAACAGCAGUGAUGCACUGAAGUCAAACAACACAAAGCAAGCCUAUAGUAAUAACAAAGGUCAAAGUGGGGCGUCUCUGGAGCUAAACCUGAACGAAUCGUGGCGAGGACCGGUCAGGUGCACAGCCCAGCCGGCACACACAGGGCUGCUACCUCAUCAGCAGAACAAACAUUACACCCACAGGGCCAGCAUUCCUCAUGCCAAUGCUCUGUGCCACUUCCACAUCGCUGCAAGCAUCAACCCGGCCACAGAUAUCCCGCUGCUGCCCUCCAUCUCGUCACUGAGUGGUUCAGACGAGGAGGAGCCCGGUGGACCUUUUACUGUUCACUGGCUCAACAACAAAGAGCUCCAUCUCACUCUCACCAUGGAGGUUUUCCUUCAGCAGCUUAGAAGCAGCAUGGAGCAGCAGAACCAUUCACAGGCCAACCAGGCUGAUGAUGAGUUUGAUGAAGAGGGCAAUGCUGUGAACCCUGAAGGCAGAAAAGGAGAAAUGAACAUGGAUGCAGGCUCCAUUCCUCUUCCCGCAGCUGCAGUGGAGCACCAGGUGGAUGUGUUACUGGGUGACUGGAACAGGGGAGCGGACAUGCUCUUCAGCAUCCACCCUAUGGACGGCUCUCUGCUGGUGUGGCAUGUGGACUGGCUGGAUGAAUACCAGCCAGGAAUGUUUCGUCAGGCACAGGUGUCUUUUGUUUCCCGAAUACCCGUUGCCUUCCCCACUGGUGACGCCAACUCACUCAGCCGCAGUGUGGUGAUGUACGCCUGCAACAAAAACGUGGACCUGGCCAUCCAGCAUGGACGACAGCGCCCCCCAGGCCUACCCCGGUCAUCUUCCGUUCUGAUUGGCUUAGGCCAAAGCAAGCCCAGCUCCAACAGUCUGCGCUUAAGCAUCUUCACGCCUAAUGUUCUGAUGAUCUCCAAGCAUGCUGACGGCUCCCUCAACCAGUGGGCGGUCAGCUUUGCUGAGGGCUCGGCCUUCUCCACCGUGCUCAGCGUCUCGCACAAGUCCCGCUACUGUGGCCACCGCUUCCACCUUAACGAAUUGGCCUGCCACUCCCUGUUGCCCCUGCUGCUCACCACAUCUCACCACAAUGCCCUGCGCACUCCCCAGGCAGAGAACAUACUAACCCAGUCCCUGCCUAGCCCUGUCUCCUCAGGACGGAAAAGCCGCUCAUCUCUGGGUGCUGUGACUCAAGAUCCGAACGCCAUUUACAGUGAGCUGAUUCUGUGGCGUGUGGACCCCGUUGGUCCACUCUCGUUUUCAGGGGGCGUCUCCGAGCUGGCCAGGAUCAACUCGCUCCAUGCAUCAGCUUUCUCCAAUGUGGCCUGGCUGCCCACCCUCAUCCCUAGCAACUGUCUGGGGGUGUAUGGCAACUCGCCAAGUGCCUGCUUUGUAGCAAGCGAUGGCCACUCCCUGCGAUUGUAUCAGGCAGUAAUUGAAGCCAAGAAGCUGCUGAGUGAACUUUCAAAUCCUGAAAUUUCGAAAUGUGUCGGGGAAGUGUUCAACAUCAUAAGUCAGCAAUCUACGGCGAGACCAGGCUGCAUCAUUGAGUUGGAUGCCAUUACAGACUUUCAGGGGAAGGAGAUCCAGCUGCUGCAUGUGUUCGAGGAGGACCUGAUCUUGGGAAACGAGAAAAAAGAGGGUUGCUCACAAGAGUCCCUGCCUGACGAGACUGCCUCCAGCCCACCAGUUUUUACUGCACGCUUCUUUCUGGUGGUGAUCGAGUUUACCCAGACCAGAAGAUCACUCUUGCAUAUGUGGCAUCUGCAACUGGCAGCGGUUCCUGUUGCUAUUGAAGAGACUUCAACCCCUGUAGAUAAGGACACUGUGGCUUCACCGCUCAACAGCUUCAACUUUGAGACUUUCAGCUCCCCAUCAUCCCAGAGAUCUAAGCUGAGCAGAACCAACCUACAAAGCGCAUGUCGACUGACUCUGACGAAUGAGAGGGUUUACAGUGAAGAGCUGAGCCUUCCAGAAGGAGUUGAAGUCCUGCGUGUAACUCCUGCAGCAGGCCACUUGAGUUCAUCAUCCUUGCAGCCAGCUGGACGGGCGCCGUAUCUUCUUGCCACAUCCUGCUCAGAUGGGACUGUGAGGUUCUUGAGUUGCAGCACAGCCUCCGAUAGUGAAACUGCUGAUGAUACUGCGUCUAUCUACAUCUGGGAAGAGUGGCCUUUGCUGGUGGAAGAAGGCCUGGCCAAUAGCAGCGCGGUGAGCAUUCCUGGCUGGCCGGUGGAUGUCAGCUGCUGCCACACUAGCCGAGUGGCCGUUGCCUACAAGGACUUGAAACCUCAGGGACUUGGUAUGGAGCCUCCUAUUCAUGUGAGUGUGUUCCAGUGUGAGUCUACUGGAGGGUCCCAGUGGAUGCUGGAGCAGACACUUAAACUAGAUGGGUUGAGUAGUCUACCUAAAAACGGCUCUGAUGAUAAACACUUGAUUGUGCCGAGUCUUCAGGAUGAUUUGGUGGAUGCUGGGGAGUGUUUGGGUAGCAGUUGUAAAACUCUGGUUCAUCUGGACUGGGUUUCUAGAGAGGAUGGUUCUCACAUAUUGACAGUAGGUCUUGGAUCUAAACUGUACAUGUAUGGAACACUCUUGGGAAAACCUCCAGAAUUGGGCCUGUCAGACAGCAGCAGGGAACGCUGCUCUUCUCGGCUUGUUCUCUUGCGGGUUGUGGACCUGGUGUCUUCAGUAGAGGGCUCCUUGCCCAUCCCGGUCUCUCUUUCCUGGGUUAGAGACGGUAUCUUGGUAGUGGGCAUGGACUGUGAGAUGCACGUUUACUCGCAGUGGCAACCGCCCACCCCACCCAAAUCGGCACUCGCCACGUGCGAUACAGUGGUUGGAAGUGUGAGUUCACUUAUUGCAGCAGUGAAGCAAGAAGGUUUAAAUCUUCAGCCUCCAAAGAAAUCUCUUACCAGGUCUAUGACCAGUCUGGCACAGAAGCUAAGCGGCAAAAGGACAAUGUAUGACCUUCCAGUUGAGAUGGAGGACUAUGGCUUAUUCGAGGCAGCCCACCACCUGUUCCCCACCCUUCCUCAAUAUCACCCGGUUCAACUCUUUGAACUGAUGGACCUCGGAAAGGUGCGACGGGCCAAGGCAAUCCUCUCCCAUCUGGUCAAGUGCAUAGCUGGAGAGAUCGUGGCUCUGAAAGACACUGCCAUCAAUCAGGAGCGGCGUUUACGAUCCCUCACCAUCAGCGCGAGUGGCAGCACUGCCAGAGAUCCGAGAAUGUUUAACAAGGCCGAGAACCCAGACUACACAGAGAUCGACUCCAUCCCACCACUACCUCUUUAUGCUCUGCUGGCUGCUGAUGAAGACACGACGCCCAAAGCCAAAGAGAAAGCAAGUAGCGUGAGUGGGGACAGCGGCCAUGGCUCCAGUCGGACAGACACCUACGACGAGCUUUUCCAGGCCAAUGCCGUAAGCCUGGAUGAUGUGGAUCCUUUAGACGGUGAUGAUGAGGAUUCUAACGCCAAAGUCAUCGAUCUUUCUCAAUAUAGUCCAACUUUCUUCGGCCCAGAGCACGCCCAAGUUCUGUCCAGCCACCUGCUUCACUCCAGCCUGCCAGGCCUGACACGCAUGGAGCAGAUGUCUCUCAUGGCCUUGGCUGACACCAUCGCAUCAACCAGCACAGAUAUCGGGGAGAGUCAAGGGAAGAGUCAAGGUGGAGAGACACUGGAUGAAUGCGGUUUGAAGUUCUUGCUGGCUGUUCGUUUGCAUACCUUCCUGCUGACCUCAUUGCCUCCAGCACAUCGUGGACAGCUUCUGUGUCAAGGAUUGUCCACUUGUCACUACGCCUGGGCGUUUCACUCCGAGGCUGAGGAGGAGCUGCUCAACAUGCUUCCUGCCAUGCAGAAAGGAGAUCCCACCUGGCCUGAGCUUAGAGCUAUGGGUGUGGGCUGGUGGCUGAGGAGCACCAAUAAGCUUCGCAGAUGCAUUGAAAAGGUAGCGAAAGCGUCUUUUCAGAGAAACAAUGAUCCACUGGAUGCAGCCCUGUUCUAUUUAGCUAUGAAGAAGAAAGCUGUGGUUUGGGGAUUAUACAGGUCCCAUAAGAAUGUGAAGAUGACAGCCUUCUUCAGUAACAACUUUAAUGAGGACCGAUGGAGGAAGGCUGCCUUGAAGAAUGCCUUCUCUCUCCUUGGAAAGCAGCGGUUUCAGCACUCGGCAGCCUUCUUUCUGCUGGCAGGCUCCCUCAAGGAUGCUGUAGAGGUUUGUUUGGAGAAAAUGCAGGACCUGCAGUUGGCUUUGGUUAUUAGCAGAUUAUAUGAGUCAGAGUUUGAGACAUCCUCCACCUAUAAAAAGAUCCUCCAGAGGCACGUGCUGGGUCAAGACCACCAAAUCCCAAUGCACCAGGAUCCGUUUCUACGUAGCAUGGCACACUGGGUCCUGGAUGAUUACAGUAGAGCCUUGGAUACAUUGCUUGAACAACCCAAGCCAAAUGUCAAUGCUUCAAACCAAGAAAAAUCGGCCAUGUCCCCUUGCAAUCCAGAGGUUUUCAAUUUCUACACCUACCUCAGGACUCACCCGCUGCUGCUUCGCCGCCAUUUUGGCUCCUCAGAAAAAGCUAAGGUGGGACUGACGGCAGAGGGCCGCAUGGCUGACUCUAUAAGCCUCAUAGAGAGAAGACUGUUCUUCACUGCCGCUAAUGCUCACUUACAAGCGGGCUGCCCCAUGCUCGCUUUAGAAGUCCUCUCCAAAAUGCCCAAGGUUGUUAAGAAAUCUAAGCUGCUGCUCAACCAAGAAAAGCCCUCACUUUCUUCUACUGGCUCUGGCAACCCAGCUGGAGAGAAGGGGAAAGACCAGGCUUCUGCUUUGGACUGGUCCCAACCUACGAUUAAUGGCUUUGAGUCCAUUUCGGACACCCUGUCCUCCCCCAGAGAGGACCACAGCCAGUCCGACUCUCUGCUGAGCUUUGACUGGAGCCAGCCGUCCGUGACUUUACAGGACGAACCGCUGGAGCUGAAGUGGGACAGCGACAAAGAAGACUCAGAAGAUGAAGAAGCUGGACUGGCGAUGAAGAACAUCAAACCGGAAGACACCACUGUCAUUCAUGAGAGCGCUGACUCCGCCUCUGUUUCCACGGAUGUGACGGACAGCUCUCUCCUUCUCUCUGAAGACAUCUUGGUCGCCCGGCUAAAGUUCAGCUCCUGCCUGAAGGUCCUCACAGCUGAGCUGCGAACUCUCUCCACAGGUUACGAGCUGGACGGGGGCAAGCUGCGCCAUCAGCUGUGCCACUGGCUGGAGCGGGAGGUGGUGGCCCUCCAGAGUUGUUGUGGCUACAACCCCUACCUCCAGCAGUUGGCCGAGGGCAUCUCGGCCGACCUCAGCCAGGUCAGAGUUGGAGAUGAGCAAGAGACCCAAGGGGCAGCUGAGGAGGCCAGGGUAGUGCAGCGCAGACGCAGACUCUGGCUGCAGAGGAACCAGCCUCUACUGCGCAUCUUUCUCAGCUACUGCAGCCUGCACGGCUCUCACGGGGGAGGGCUGGCCUCCGUCAGGAUGGAGCUCAUUCUGCUGCUGCAGGAGUCCCAGCAGGAUGAGAGUUCCCAGAUUCCCAUACAGCAGCAAGCUUCAGUUCCUCUGCUGCUGGCCUGCACCGCCAGCUCUAAAACAGUGGUGGCCAAUCCCAUAGUUCACCUGACCAACCUGACGCAUGACGUACUGCACACCAUCAAUUCCCUAGACUCGCCUCCCAACCCAGAUGUCAUUAAUAAUGAGAUCUACGUGAUGCACACGCUGGCAGCCUCCCUGUCCGCCUGCAUCUAUCAGUGCCUCUGCGACGGCCACAAUUACAGUCAUAUCAACCAGUUCACAGGAACUGUGUACCAGAGCAUUCUUCUUUCCCAUCAGCACCCAGUGCGAACCCUCAGCAUGGACGAGGCUGUCCUUCCCAACACGUCUCCAGCACAGUGGCCUGGUAUCAGUGCUUUGGUCCGCCUCCUGAGCGCAGCAGGGGAGGAGAACCAGCCCAGUCUGGGGGUGCUGCUUUGUGAGAUCCUCACUGCCGUCUACCUCAGCCUGUUCGUGCAUGGCCUGGCCACCCACUCCAGCAACGAGCUCUUCCGCAUUGUGGCCCACCCCCUCAACAGCAAGCUGUGGGUGGCUGUGUUUGGUGGGGGGGCUCGAAUUCCCGCAGUGGAGAAGUCCAGCCCGCCUCCAGCCGUGGCAGAGGACCAAGAGCGGAAGCAGAGGCGCUUUAGGCUUCGUUCUUCCAGAAGCAGCUCCAGGGAGGUGCCAGACGGCCCUGCCAGCCCCGGCCCCAGCCCCAUAGUAGAGCAGGAAGCGUCCAUCUUUAAAGAACGCUUUGUGCCCCCAGAGCUCAGCAUCUGGGACUACUUCAUUGCAAAGCCCUUCCUGCCACCAUCCACCAGCCGUGUUGAGUAUGAUUCAGAGGAAAGCCAGGGAAGUGAGGACGAAGAAGAGGAGGAUGAAGACAAGUUUGCGGAUGCUUUUGACACCAAUUCUCCCCUGCAAGAACAUUCCAACAGCAACUCGUACAGUUGGUGUCUGAUGCGUUUGGCCAUGGUGCAGUUGGUAUUGGUGAACUUGAAGUCGUUCUAUCCAAUGGCUGGCCAUGACCUCAUGGAUCUGCCUGUGUGUUCACCACUGUGCCACUCGGUACUGAAGACCCUGCAGCGCUGGGAGCAGGUGUUGCUGAAGAGACUGGAGAUUUUUGGAGGUCCUCCAUCGAAGUACAUCUCUACACAACCUAUGGAUGAGACCAUCGCGUCCGGGCCAGCUCUCCUCCGACACAAGGCCUUAUUUGAGCCCUCUAACACGCCUUUCAGGUCCCGACAUCAUUCGGCUCUUCCUGUAAAGAGACUGUGGCAAUACCUGGUCAAGCAGGAGGAGGUGCAGGAGACUUUUAUCCGCAACAUUUUCACCAAAAAGCGAGAUCAGAACGAGUCGGUUGAGGACUACACUGACAGUAUGAAAUAUUCAGGGAAGGAGGAGCCGAGCCUCAAUCAGAUUGAGGCAGAUCUGGGUUACCCUGGAGGAAAAGCGCGCAUCGUCCACAAGGAAUCUGACAUCAUCACGGCUUUUGCCAUCAACAAGGCUAAUCGCAACUGCUUAGUAAUCGCUUCCACCCACGACAUCCAGGAGCUGGAUGUGUCCUCCAUCCUCGCCACUCAGAUACUGACGUGGAUCGAUGACGAGCCAGAGACAGAAGUGAAAGGAGGCGAUGAAUUCUUGGUGGUCCAAGCCCGGGAUGACUUCAGCACUUUGCACGGGACAACACCCUACACUCACAGCAGCCCUGGAACUCCCAUUAACAUGCCCUGGUUGGGCAGCCUCCAGACAGGCAGAGGAGCUGCCAUGCUAAUCAAGCGGAACAUUAACAACGUGAGGAGGAUGACGUCCCACCCUACCCUUCCGUACUACCUAACCGGAGCGCAGGACGGCAGCGUGAGGAUGUUCGAGUGGGGCCACUCGCAGCAGAUCAUCUGCUUCAGGAGCCCCGGCAACUCCAGGGUCACAAGGAUUAGGUUUAACUAUCAAGGAAAUAAGUUUGGUAUUGUUGAUGCAGAUGGAGCACUCAGUCUCUGGCAGACGAACACUUCGGGGAACACACAGAAACCAUACCUGACUUUGCAGUGCCAUAAUAAAACAGCUCACGACUUUGUGUUUGUGGGUUCCUCUUCCCUCAUUGCCACUGCUGGCAUCUCCACUGACAACAGAAAUGUGUGUUUGUGGGAUACACUGGUGCCUCCAACCAGCAGCUUGGUUCACGGCUUCAGCUGCCAUGAGUCCGGCGCCACUGUGCUGGCUCUAGCUUCCAAGCAGCAGCUCCUGAUCAGCGGCGGGAGGAAGGGCUGGAUCAGUGUGCUGGAUCUCACCCAAAAGCUCCAGCGCCAGAGCUUCCAGGCCCACGACUCGCCCGUCAAAGCCCUGGCUGUGGACUCCACCGAAGGCUGCUUUAUCAGCGGCUCAUCCGAAGGCAACAUAAAGGUAUGGAGCAUGUCCACCCAGUCCCUGUUGCACACUUUCCCGAACGAGCACGCCCGGCAGUCUCUCUUCCGGAACCUCGGCACGGGCGUCAUGCAGAUCGAGACGGCGCCGGGCAAUCACAUCUUCUCCUGCGGGGCUGACGGAACCAUGAAGAUGCGGGUUCUCCCAGACUGUUUGAGCGCGUACAGCAACAAUGUGAAGAACGACGUCAAGUUCAUCAUGUAGCACAUUCAUUCAUUCAUUCAUUCAUUCAUUCUCAAGCUUGGAGCCAACUUUUGCACAUGGUAAGAUGAGCAAUAUGAAGCACUGGCAUGAAGGGGUUGGGAUUUGAAGACAUAGCAAGCUCAACUCUUGGAACACUGAGCGGUCAUUGUCUUGGAAAUCUCAACGACUGAGUAAUACAGGAACUGAAUUAUUGUUGAUGAACUUUACAAAAAAAAAAAAGAAGAAGAAAAAAACCCUUCUGUAUCCGCUGAACCUGGAUCAAAGCUAGAAUCCUUAUAUUUAAGCACAGUAUAGAAAACAUUCCCCUUCUUCCCCGUUUUUAAAUAUAUUAAAAACGUAAAAAUCACACUCAAACAUAUAUAACAGAAGUAAGCCUUAAAUAAUCACUAUUGCUAAGCAGUGUUGUGAUUGUGGUCUAGACUAAAUUAUUAUUAUUAAUAGUGAUAAGUGUCCUUAUAUUUAUACCUAAAACACAUCAGACUUGAACCUCAGAAGUGACAUCAGAUCAUAGACUUACUUAAUGGUUCAAGUGAGGUUUGUGAACUCGUUCUCUCGUUUUCUGUGGCUUAAAACUUUGUGGCCCUCCUUCCAUUUAACUUAAGCGUGCUAGUUUCUACUUGUAUCCCUUACAGUGGUAUGAGCAAGGUAUUGUGUAUUACUAAGAUAAACAGUAUUUAGAUAGCUGUGGCCUCAGUGCCACUGCACUUUCUGAGCUUGUGUGCAGUCAUUAUGUAUUUCAACAUAGGCAAUCAUAUGUUUUGAGGAUUAUAAGUCUUUUCUUGAAGAAAAAAUAUAUAAAGACAUAAUGAUUAUACACUCUAUUUGUAGGCAGCAUUAUCUGAGGUGCAGCAUUUUCUAAUCCUGAUCCUGCGGUGGCCGAGUACUGCACAUUUUCUGUUUUUACACUGCUUCAAAAUGCUUAUUUUUACCUACAGAUGAAGGGCUUUUGGAACAACUAGUGAGUUUAUAUAGGGUGCUCCUAUACCUCUACGUUCAGGAUCUUCAGCAAUUAAAAUAGCUGGCAUACAAGGUAUCAAAAAAAACGAGGGUCGCGACCAAAGGACCAAAAUUUGGUCACUGAUAACACUACAUGUCGCUACUUCACGACAUAUGUGUCUACUGUAACUGUAGAGUAACCCUUACUUGUAAAAAGAAAUAAAAUAAAUCUGAAGCUAUUCUGUUACACGCAUUCUUCUGCAUGAUGCACAUGCACACAAAGAGGAGUCUAAUUCUGGCAGGGGGACAGAAUUCUACACAACACCUGGACAGGCUUCUCAAUCGAUGCUUCAAUACUGUGUAUUGAACACGAAACAAAGUUUGGUCUGAAACCAAAACAGCAGGUGCGAAAGGUUAGAAUAAAUUUUUUGGUUGAUUUAGACUUUCUGACCAAUUCUAAAAAGCUGAGGCAGGCUGUCGUCACUCAUUAAACAAUAGAAGAAGAAAAAGAACCUAUGUUGUGCCGAAAUUCUUAUCACAUAAGCGCAUGUGCCCAUCAUAUUCCAUUGGUGAUUCCUGUAUCUACUGUUACUGUGGAUUAAUCCUUAUUUAUAAACAGAAAUGAAAGGAAUCUCAGGUUGUCUGUUGCACUCAUUCUGCUGUACGAAGCACGUGCACUCGAAAGGAAUUAAAUUCUGUCAGGGAGGCAGAAUUCAGCUCAACACCUGGAAAAUGUAAAGUACAGAGAGGUGCAGCCCACGUAGUUCAUGAGGAGCUCCCUAGUAAGUCCACUAAACUGCAGUGUGAAUGCAAAACAAACUGGACCAAAUGUACAGUAAACAUUUUAACAAGAAUAUGAACCUUGGUUCAGGCUUUGGUCCAGAUUUUCAGGUGUGAAAACACACCCUGACGUGUGCAGUGCAGAGGUGCCCAAGGACCAGGAUUGAUAAACACUGCUCUAUAAUAAGAAGGUUAACGUUCUCAAAGCACUUUGUUUCAGUAGAGAUAAGCCACAGAAAUAUAGAUAUAUAUAUAUUUUUUUUCUGCGUGCUAAACUGGAAACCAUUGGAAAUCAUUCCAUUAUAAUAAUAAUAAAAAAGAAGCCUCCAGUGACUAUAUUUUGCAGAUUUUGAUCUUGGGUGAUGAAUAACUGUCUCUAGACUUGUUUGUGUGAAGGAGGUUCUUCAGUGUCAGUUGUAGAGAGCCACAGCACAGUACAGAUCAUUUUCUCUGUAUCAGUUUCUCAGUAGUUAUUAAGCCCAUUCAUGAGUUUGAUCAGGUGAGUUUGCUUAGAGAGAAUGUGAUGCUGCAUUCAAUCUACUUCUGGAUUUGGAUGUCGAAGCUAGGCAUGAUGUAAUACCUGAAAUUGACGGAAGUUCAGUUAAAUAGUUAAAACAGCAGUUCCAAUAAUAACCAUAUAAUGACAAUCAAUUAUGCUUCGUUAAAAAAAAAAAAAAUUGGACAAUUCUGCUCACGUUAAAAAUGGUUUAGACUUUUAUUUCUUUAUUCAUAAAGGAACUACAAAUAACAUGGUAAACCAAACGGGAGAAAUGCCUGAUAUAUAGUUAUUUGUUGUCGGGCUGCAACUAACGAUUAUCUUGGUGUUUCACUAUUCUGCCAAUUAUUUCUCCAAUUAGUCAACGAUUAUUUCUCCCAUUCCCUCCAUAUUUGCUUGCUGUGGGUACGGCUCCUGUUUCUAUCUGAUAGAAACAACUUAAUAUGAGAUUUAAGUGCCGUAGAAAGGUCCAGAACAUUUAAAUGCCAUUUAAAUGUGUAAAGUGCUGCUAUUUAGUGAGGAAAUGUGUAAUCUGUUGUGUUUCUGUCCACAGUAAUUUGUGUAGUGCUAAAACGUUUAGUUGACAAUGAACAUUUGGAUUAGAAACAUUUUUAUAAUUGAUAUUGUUGAUUAUAUCGACUAAUCGUUGCAGCCCUAAUUUGUUGAAUUGGCUUAAUUUGUAGCCAGUGUUUUAUGGUGAAUCCGGACAAAAUAUGACCCUGGUUAGCAAAUUGCCAAUAACAGCUAAUCAGCUGCAUUAUACGAUAUUUUUCACAGCCGAACACCAUGCCUUUAUGUCCACAGAUGACUGAUUUAACGAGGCAGAAAUAGAUAAUAGUCUGUAUAGUACUACAGCCAUGUAGACUUGUGGGUGUUCCAGUUGAUAUUUCCUACCUAAAAUUCAGAAAUGCCGACAUCCUACAUCCAAACAGAAUGCAGCAUUAAACUGUGCUGUGGCUCUCUAGAAAUCUGAUCUGAGUGAGUCCGUAACUGAAGUGAGUAAUGUCCCGUCUCUCUGUCAUGCUGCCAAAGUCAAGCGCUCAUCACUUCUAUGCCUUUUAGUUUCUCAUUUUACAACUUCUUCUUUGAAGUGAAGGUAACGGGUACAUAUUGAUGGCCCAUGGUGAAGUAGAUAGACUGAUAUUAUAUCAGCCUUAUGGUUUAUGAGGACUGAUUUGCAGUCAGCCUUCUUGCACAAGAAUCAAACUUAAGAGCUGUAAAAAAUGUAUAUUAGCUUUAUUUUGGGGACGUGACGAUGGAGAAGAGUGUGAAAUUAUUUUAUUGCCUAUGUAAUAUAGAAGCAGAGUAUCUUAAGAACCUAAUUAACUGCAAUCCAUACAACAAAAAAAAAACUUACCACAAGGAAUAUUUAUAUCAUAUAUAUAUUUAUAUAUUGUUGCUGUCCAAAGAAAAACAAUCUCCAUUUACGACAUCAUUUGACCAGAGCAGCUGUCCUUUACAUUGUGUCAAAUUUCAUCAUAAAUGGACCAAUGGAAAUGCUCCGAAAUUACUUUGAAAAAAAACCAAGAUGAUGUUUUUCUUCUGUAAAAAAGUUUUUUUUUUUUUUUUUUGGAGAUACUUUUUUUGGACAGUGACUACAUUCACAUUAGCCCUUUGAAAAAAAAGUACAGUUUAGUGUACUCAUUUUUUUUGUUGUUUGUUAGAGUCUAACCAAAUAUAACUUAUUUGAUCAGACUUGGUUGUGGUAUUUCACCCUCUUUUUUUUUUUUUUUUGUUAGCCAUUGCUAUGAGAUUGACCCCAUGCACAACCUUUGCACACCUGGUGUCAUUCAUGUUGUAGGUACAUUUUAAACUUUAAACUUAGUAGUAGAAAUAUCUCCAUUAGGAUUUGUUUUCUUCUUUAUUUAAAUGAUGGAGAAACCAAUUACUUAACUAUGGUUCUGUCAUUUCCUUAACAAGGUGGAAAUAAGGAAUCAACAGUAGUUGUAAUGUGUAGCUACUUAAGCAUUCUCUCUAAUCUCUGAAAUGUGAAUAUACACAAGCAGAUCUAAUUUUAUAAUAAGUAUAAAAAAUAUUGUAAAUUGGACUAUGUAAUAUACAUCUAAUGUAAUGGUAUAAUAAAUCAACUUGAUGCAACA